Aureobasidium namibiae CBS 147.97 is the source of this 1356-nucleotide messenger RNA. Its product is annotated as amino acid transporter. Gene Ontology annotation, biological process: amino acid transmembrane transport. The coding region runs from base 1 to 1356 and encodes 451 amino acids. The transcript is spliced from 4 exons. Gene Ontology annotation, cellular component: vacuolar membrane. Gene Ontology annotation, molecular function: amino acid transmembrane transporter activity. NCBI's taxonomy places the organism in Eukaryota, Fungi, Ascomycota, Dothideomycetes, Dothideales, Saccotheciaceae. The record is from RefSeq and is a predicted model, not a curated record.
AUGCCGUAUGCAGUCAGCCAUACAAUCGCUGACAAUGCCACUACCACGAACCUCAGUUACGAUGAGCGUGAAGUCUUUACCGACGACAAGAAUCAUUCCAUCAAGUACCGGACCUUAUCCUGGCAAUCGGCUGCAUACAUCAUGGUGACUGAGAUCGUUACUGGAGGCACGUUAACGUUACCUCAAGCGAUUGCUGUCGUCGGUCUUGUUCCUGGCACCCUUAUUAUCAUCUUUUGUGGAAUAUGGGCCUUGUUCACGUCGUUUCUGCUCAUCGAUUUCAAGCUCAAUCAUCCGGAAGUGCAUAACAUGGGUGAUGCGGGAUAUAUCCUGUUUUCGCCUUUUGGACUAGGCGCAAUAGGGAGGGAAGUCUUAAGUGCUGGUACACUCCUUUUUGCCAUCACUGGAGUGGGCAGCAUGACUUUGCUCGGGCAGCUAGCUUUGCAGACCUUGAGUCAAGGUGGCUUGUGUGCCAUGUCGUAUCUGGGUAUCUGGUCAAGCGUAACUUUCCUGGUUGCUGUGCCGAGAACUUUCGGUGCCGGACUGCAGGGCUUCUCUAUGGCUGCUUGUAUCUCGAUCUUGGUUGCUACGCUGGUAGCUAUGAUAGGCUCUGGUGUCGAGCCUACUCCUGGUCGUGUCGUCGUCGCUACAGCUCCAAAUACGUUCUACACAGCGUUUCUGGCCAUCACUAAUCCUGUCCUCGCCUACGCUGGCCACUUCCUCUUUUUCACCAUCAUAUCUGAGAUGAAAGUCCCACGCGACUCCAAAAAGUCAGCCUGGGCACUUCAAAUAUUCAGCACGACCUGGUACGUUGUCUUUGCCGUCGUUUCAUACUGCUAUCUUGGAUCCACCGUCCAAAGUCCAUCAUUCUUGAGUCUAUCAGACGUAUGGGCUAAAGUGGCAUGGGGUUUGGCAUUGCCGAAUUUCUUGGUCGCUGGAGCUCUGUACAACCAUUUUGCCGCAAAGAUCGUCUUCGUGAGGAUAUUUCGAGAGAGCAGACAUCUGACGGAGAAUACGGUGUUGGGAUGGGGAGUCUGGAUUUUGCUACUGGCUGUUGCGAACGCGUGUGGCUUCGUGCUGGCCACCGGCGUGCCGUUUUUCUCAUACCUGGGCGGUAUAGUCGCAUCCGCUUUUGCGUCUUGGUAUACUUACGGCCUUGCUGGCGCGUUCUGGUGGCACGACACGUAUUACCUUGGAGAUGGCUGGAGAUCUGUAAGAAAGAAAUGGCCGAUGUUCUUGCUUUGCCUUGGCACUCUGAUUUUUGGUGGGUUCAUCUGUGUUGGAGGACUUUAUGCGAUCAUCAAGUCGUUGCUCGAAGCCUAUGCCUCUGGCGCUGUCGGACACCCAUUUACCUGCUGA